Olea europaea var. sylvestris is the source of this 1857-nucleotide messenger RNA. RefSeq names its product protein DOWNY MILDEW RESISTANCE 6-like. The record is from RefSeq and is a predicted model, not a curated record. NCBI's taxonomy places the organism in Eukaryota, Viridiplantae, Streptophyta, Magnoliopsida, Lamiales, Oleaceae. The transcript is spliced from 4 exons. Bases 536 to 1549 code for a protein of 337 amino acids.
CUGUUGAGAAAUGAUAAUAAAACCCAAAAAUUGGUUGGAGCACGUCUUGUGAGAAUCUUCCAAUUCACAAACAAUAUCCUAAUAAGACAAGUCAGCACAGAGACACAUAGAUUGGAGACUGUAAAAGACCUGUGCUGAUUGGAUAAUGGAGUGAUGAAAAACAUUAAUACAAUCGACCUUAAAUUUGUUGGGGACUGAAGAUUAAUUUUUUAUUGUAUGCGUUUGUUGGUUUUAUUUGCUAUACUAAUAAAAUAGAGCAACAAAUUCCAAUAUUCAGUAUCCGUGCUCUCUGUCUUCCACUCUUUUCUUUUGUUUUCUGGAUAGAAAAACUGACAUGGUUAAAAUGUUCAGGCGCCCAUUAUUGUGAGAACUCACAAGGGCAUUUCUGAAAGUUCUAUUCGUCAAUCAGAUGUUGAAUCUGAGUAGCAGACGUUUAUCUGCUCAGUGUGUUCCUUGAAGCUGUCAUAGCCUCAUAUCAAAGUCGCACCGUUGAAGGCUAUUUCCUCUUUAUUUAAUAAGUUUGGGACCGGGUUCCAUGGAAGCAAAAGUUAUCUCCAGCGGAAUCCGGUACUCAAGCCUUCCCAGUAGUUAUAUCCGCCCAGAAUCUGAAAGACCAAAACUAUCUGAAGUUGCUGACUGCGAGAAUGUUCCUGUAAUUGACUUGGGUUGUGGAAAUAGAAGUCUAAUAAUCAAACAAAUUGGCGAUGCCUGUCAUGAGUUUGGCUUCUUCCAGGUGAUCAAUCAUGGAAUAUCGAAGGAGUCAAUGGAGAAAAUAUUAGCGGUCGCUCAUGAAUUCUUUAGUUUACCAGUGGAAGAGAAAAUGAAGUUGUACUCUGAUGACCCAUCAAAAACUAUGAGGUUAUCUACAAGUUUUAACGUUAAGAAGGAGACUGUUCACAAUUGGAGAGAUUAUCUCAGGCUUCACUGUUAUCCAUUGGAGAAAUACGUGCCUGAGUGGCCUUCUGUUCCCCCUUCUUUCAAGGAUAUUGCAAGCAAUUACUGCAGGGAAGUUCGACAACUUGGAUUCAGAUUGCAGGAAGCCAUAUCUGAGAGCCUAGGAUUAGAUCUAGACAACCUAAAGAAUGUAUUAGGAGAACAAGGGCAACAUAUGGCAGUUAACUUUUAUCCAGCAUGCCCCGAACCAGAAUUGACUUAUGGAUUACCGGCACAUACAGAUCCGAAUGCCCUCACAAUUCUACUUCAAGAUUCACGAGUAGCAGGCCUUCAGGUUCUUAAGGAUGGCAAAUGGUUAUCAGUAAAACCCCACCCGGAUGCUUUUGUCAUCAAUAUUGGUGAUCAACUCCAGGCGCUGAGUAAUGGCAAGUACAAAAGUGUUUGGCAUCGAGCUGUGGUGAAUGCUGAUAAAGCAAGAAUGUCAGUGGCUUCGUUUCUCUGUCCGUGUGAUAGUGCAGUAAUAAGUACUCCAAAAGCUCUUACGAGGGACGGAUCUCCAACCAUUUACAAAAAUUUCACAUAUGCAGAGUAUUACAAGAAGUUCUGGAGCCGCAAUUUGGAUCAGGAACACUGUUUGGAACUGUUCAAGAACUAGUACUUCUUUUCGAUCUCCAUUGGACAAGAUUACGUAGUGGAAUAAGUAGUAGUUAUCAUUACUUGAUUUUGUCAAUUAUUUCUCUUAAUGUUUGUACCAUUUGUCUCUGCAGUCCGUAUGAUUGAAGCUGCAGUUGUUUAGCAGAAGAGUUGCAGGUUUCAUGUCUACAUUUUUUCUUAAAUUUUACCAGGUGUAGCAAGUGGCUGUUCAUUUCAUUAAUGGUGUGUGUUUCAAUCCCUUUCAUUUUGAAAAAUGUAUGAUGUAGUAGAUUGAUGAAAACGUAUGAUUAAAAAGAAGAAAAAGUUUUU